AUGUUCUCCGUCUCUACAAGACUCUCGAAGACCUCCCAUUUGGCAUUGCCACGCAUUUUGCCACCACACAGGAACAGCGUCAGCUCUCUGUCCAGAAGCAGUCAAGUUCUGAGAUCUCAGCGGUUUCUGAGCACUCAGACAGGGACAUCAGAAUACCCGGACGAAGGCAAGGGUUACCAGGAAGUGAAGACGGAGGAACCUCGACACCAGCGUCUAGAUGGACCGGGAGGGCAACCUUACGUUGCGGGUAGAAACAAGGGCUUCACACCGAUUCUAGCAGGCCUUUUUACUGUUGGUGUUGGUCUCACGGCAUAUGGACUAUGGGAGGUCUACUCUAUAAUGCACAUGUGGCCUCAGGACAUCCGUGCCGAUUUGCGUGCAGGUUUGCUGGCCAAGAGGAAAGGAGAUCUCAGUAUCGCUGCGCAAUAUCUCUACCGCGCAUGGCAACAGACCAAAACACUCCCGCUGUCUGAUUUCGGGCCAGACCCGCUGUUAAAGACCACUGGAAUCGGGAUAACGCUUAGCGGGAUUCUUGAACAAGCAGGCGCUGUUGCGGAGGCGUACGACAUCUAUGAAGACGUAUUCUGGACCAUGCGCACCGCUCACCUGCCCAAAGCAAAGUCCACAUCCAAAGUCAAAGGCGCAGGUCCCGAGGACGGCGAGGUCGAAGUAGAAGUAGAAGUCGAAGGCGGACUGCCUCCAUCCACUCGGGAUACGCGUCCUGACCUUGGGGUGGAGACCUUAAAAGGCAUGACAAACGCAGACAAGAUGCGUGCGGUAGCGCUCUCAUAUAAGCUUUCCGAACUCGCGCACGCGCUGAAACGCCCUCGGGCGGAAGAAGAGCGUUGGCUUGUCUGGAGCGUCGAGGCAAUCCUGCGCACCAUCAUUGAUACCCCGCCCGUUGCAGCUGUCGAGGUUGUGCACACUGUGGGUCAGGGCGAGGGAGCUGGUAGACUUGGAGCCAUGCGCGGUGGCGAAGACGCAGGUCGGCCAGAGGUGAAAGUUCUGGUCGAGCAGUUAGGCUUGCCGGUCUGGGUGAUGAGACACGACAUAGCUGCGCCAUUUGAGGCGUUGGGUACUUUCUACGCCGAGGAGGGCAAUGUACCCUUCGCGCUCCCUCUCUAUCUACAGGCUAUCGCCAUCCUCAUUCCUCCAGCGCCGACCGUAACGCCCGUCGAGGACAAAUGCCGCGGUGCUCAGCUGAUGGGGAACAUCACCGAACUGCUCGUGCGCAACCUGACACGCGCGACCGCCACGCUCGAAGCCACAUCACAAGCCGAAGCUUGGGCGCGCAAAGGACUAGAAACCGUCAUGGCCGCGCGCAAGGCAAGCCCAAUCAGACACGACGUGUGCGAGGAGGCGUUGGUGGCACUUUUAUACAACGUCGCUAUGGUCCGGGAGCUCGCGGGAGACGAACCGCGCGCUCGUGCGCUGCUCUCCGAGUCGCUGGAGCAGGCCCGCAAGAUCGACAUGCAAGAAGGUAUUCAACACGCGUCAGAGGCGCUGAAACGACUCGAUACCGGUGCUGAUACUGUCAAGCCGGUUGUUGUGGAUCGGCUAGUCGACAACAAGGAUGUUUGA
Psilocybe cubensis is the source of this 1581-nucleotide messenger RNA. RefSeq lists its product as uncharacterized. The coding region runs from base 1 to 1581 and encodes 526 amino acids. The transcript is spliced from 4 exons. Lineage: Eukaryota; Fungi; Basidiomycota; Agaricomycetes; Agaricales; Agrocybaceae. The record is from RefSeq and is a predicted model, not a curated record.